Messenger RNA from Planococcus citri (citrus mealybug), 3508 nucleotides. RefSeq names its product myogenesis-regulating glycosidase. The coding region runs from base 415 to 3090 and encodes 891 amino acids. The record is from RefSeq and is a predicted model, not a curated record. The transcript is spliced from 13 exons. Gene Ontology annotation, biological process: carbohydrate metabolic process. Gene Ontology annotation, molecular function: hydrolase activity, hydrolyzing O-glycosyl compounds. Lineage: Eukaryota; Metazoa; Arthropoda; Insecta; Hemiptera; Pseudococcidae.
UCUAUUGACGCUUGAAAAGUGAAAUUUUUCAUUUCUAAAUGAACAGGAAAAAAAAGUUUUCGCCAACUUUUCCAUUUACGGUGUUGCUCUUUAAUAAAUGGAUUAUUACUUUUGACAUUUUAAAACGACCGAGGUGCUUUAAAAAUCUAUCAAAGUAUUAGAACUUGGAAAAGGCUUUGAUUUACGUCGAGUGUACUCCUUAAUAUUUGAUCGUCCGUUGAAAUAACGUUUAUGUAGGUAGUUGGUCAAGAAUGAUAAAAUUUGCAACGUUCUUGUAUGGUGCCCCAUUUGAGAAAAUGAAAAUGUUAAAAGUUUCCUUUCAAGUUUUACUUUUUAGAAGCAAACCGACGAGUAGUCGAGGCGAUCGGGGCAGGGCACUGGACCACUUGACGUAUAUUGACAUGUGAUGAUACGAUGUCAACUCCGCUGAUAAAGAAUUCAUCGUUGCCUAUAUCUCGAGUGCAGAUUACCAGCUGUAAAAAUGGGAGACCCGAAACGACGACGACGGUGGCGGAUAUAACCAAUUGCGACAAUCAUGACGAAGAGAAACCAAGUAAUGAAGUCAAUUGCGAGGAGACACGUCUAUUAUCGCCAGAAGACGGAGAUCCUGCAGAUUUACCUAAACCUGGCACUAGUAAUCGUAACGCGUGGACAAGACGUAAUUCCGUAUCGUUACCGGCCGGAUUAGAUGCAAUUAUGUCCGAACCUCCGGAAUACGAACCUCAGCUGACACCGGAACAUAUGAGGCAUGGAGGGGGAGGAUAUGACACCAGUGAUACUUUCAGCGAUGCUCCAACAUCCGAUGACGACAGCUGCCAUAUCGGUGGUACAGCAUCUAGAGCUUAUAGAACACACCGAGUUCGACGAAAAUCAGUCGCACCUCCUGGGUUCCGUUUGAAUAAUGACGAUAUCGAAUACUCGCCUCAGCAUUCAGUCACCAGUAUCAAUUCAAUUGCUAGUUUACUUCGAGAAAAAUUGAUGAUGACAUUACCGUAUAAUAGGAGAAAAAAACCAAAUUCGGAAUUCCAUUUGAGAUUUUUUGUUGGAUUUUUAUUUCUUCUCAUCGUCUUUACGGUUUCAUUCGCCCAUGUAUAUUAUUAUCAACAAGUAUUACAGAGAGAAUAUUUUCCUUACACCAGAUUCAAUAAAGAAGCCAAAUUCCUCAGACUGUACAGUAACGAAGGAGUUGAAAUAGCACUUGGUCAUUUAGGAGUUGAUUUACCGGAUACUGACAGAGUUUACCAUUGUCGACCUGAAAAUGUUGAUAAUGAUGGGUCUUUAUGUUUCGAAUGGAUGGAUCAUGCCAGAAUUAAACUACAUCAUGUGAAAAAAUCUGGAAAUUUGAAUUGCUAUUAUAUACGUUGGUAUAGUUUAUCUGAUUCCAUUAAUCCGACCGAUUGCUACGAAGAUGGAUACCAAUAUGGCCAUUGGUAUGGUGGAGGAAGAACAUUAGGAAUGGCGUGGCCUGUUGAACUAGGCAGAGUAGAGAUGUCUCCUUUUAUCACUGGCCAUAUAGGUCAUCAUCGUUGGGGUCUUGUACUCAAACGUUACUUUAUUAAUUCCAAAGGAGUAGCUAUUACUGUAGAUCCUCAAUCACCUCUUUACGUAUCGAUUAAUGCUGAUAAGAAUAGACUUUGUUUAAGAGGUCAGCACGAUCACUUCACGUACAGGAGGACAAAUGCGAACCAACCAACGUUGAAUUAUACGGUAUGCACAUCGAGUAAUAUGAAAUCGCUGCAUUUAGCUUUAUCGGAAAAAUCAUUAUGGGAUGGAUUGAAGAAAUCCGAUUUAGAAGUCAUCUAUUCGUUGCUAACAGAGCCAGUUUGGCAAAUCGCUCCUAAAGAUAAGCAAAUGUUGACAGAUACGGCCAUUGUUAAUUUCACCGAGAAUGUUAUAGCUUUGGGAUAUUUUAGACAAGGGCAUGUUUUGUUAAAUGAAUUCUGGCAAACGGAAAUCGGAGAUUUUACUUUCGAUGAGGAACGAUUUGCCACCAUCAAAGAGACCAUCGAUAUUAUUCAGAGGAGAGGAUUCAGAAUUAUUCUAACUAUUCAACCUUUCGUCGGCACGGAAUCCAUCAACUUUGCCGAAUUGGUCGAGAAAAAUUUAUUGAUCAAUGAACGAGGAAGUGAAAAAAAUCGUCAAAUUCCAGCGCUGACGAGCUAUAAAUCGUUGAGGAGUGCGGGGAUGUUGGAUAUUACGAAUAAUGAAACGCGAUCUUGGCUUCAGGGACGUAUGAGGCAAUUAUUCGAGUCUCAUAAAGUUGACGCUUUGUGUCUGGAUUUAGGAUCAGCAUACGAUUUACCAAGAUAUUACCAAUUCAAGAAUAAUCUCACGAAUCCGGAUCACUACAAAGUAUCAUUUACCGACUGUGUUUUGGCGGCUGUCCCCGUGUUAGCUAUUUCAUCGACUAUCAGUAGGCCACCUGCUCCUGUAUUUUUAUCAUUGCCUUCGUUACAGUCCUCUUGGGAGUCGUUACAAGUCAUCAUUCCAACUACUCUGACCUACGGUAUAGUUGGAUACCCUUUUUUAAUGCCAGGUCCUGUAGGAGGAGACUACGUUAGCGAGAUGACAAAAAAUCACAAGGCUAAUGAAACAUUGGAUAUAUUUUCGGACGUGGAAAGCACCAACGAGUUACCAGAUCGCGAAUUAUAUAUAAGGUGGCUUCAAUUAGCUACGUUUUUACCUGUGAUAAGAUUUUCGUACUUACCCAGUCAGUAUGAUAAAGAAGUUAUCGAUUUGGCUAAAAAUUUAACCGCUUUGAGGCAACAAAAAGUGAAUCCAUUACUACAGAAAUACGUUAAAGACGCAUUAGAAACGGGUAUUCCGUUAAUAAGACCUUUAUGGAUGCUCGACCCAGCAGAUACGACAUGUCACACAGUCAAAGACGAAUUCUGCGUCGGCGAAGAAUUAAUCGUAGCUCCCAUGUUGAGGCCUAAAUCAACUAUGAGAGAAGUUUAUUUACCAGCAGGAGUGUGGCAAGAUGGUAUCGAUGGUAGUUUAAGAAAAGGAUCACGUUGGCUGCAUCAUUACAGAGCAUCGUUAAAUCAAGUACCGUAUUUUAUUCGAAUGCCGGAUAAUACAAGGUUUUAAAUUUUAAAACCAAAGUGAUACUAGAUUAUAAGACAUUGUGUAGUAUAAAAACAUGUAAAAUUUAUAUAGCUCAAGAUUUCUUCUAUUUUUUUUUUUUUUUUUUUUUUGUAUGAUUAAGUAUCAUCAUUUUUUCUUCCUGUAGUAAGUAGUGUACUGAGUAGUAUUAAGAGAAUGUAAAUAUUAACAAUUUUUUUCUUCGAUAAACAAUUUAGUAAAUUAAAUUUAAAAAUAUAUCUUGGUUGGUAUUUCGCGUCGUCGCCGACGUCGUAAUUCUUUGCGUCAACACGAAAAGCAAUCCAUUGUAUAAAUUUACCCUAUUUGGUCUAGUAAGCAUCUUAAAUUUAGGGAGACAUAAUAUCACUGGGGAAAAAGCUCGAUUGUUUGUUUUUUCUGUUAAAUUACACAUCCUUUACAAGUU